This is a messenger RNA of Ceratosolen solmsi marchali, 1975 nucleotides long. RefSeq lists its product as uncharacterized. The record is from RefSeq and is a predicted model, not a curated record. The coding region runs from base 1 to 1638 and encodes 545 amino acids. The transcript is spliced from 6 exons. NCBI's taxonomy places the organism in Eukaryota, Metazoa, Arthropoda, Insecta, Hymenoptera, Agaonidae. Gene Ontology annotation, biological process: regulation of DNA-templated transcription. Gene Ontology annotation, cellular component: nucleus. Gene Ontology annotation, molecular function: cis-regulatory region sequence-specific DNA binding; DNA-binding transcription factor activity.
AUGAUAGGUCCGUCGUCAGGAUCGGGCGAGGGAGUUCCCGAGGACCCCAACCUACGAGCCUGUACGAAGCGACGUGCCUUCGAUGAGCUGGACAUUGAGAGCAUUUGCGAUGAAGUUUGCGGCCAUAAUCACCAUCGUCAGUCGACCAAAAAGUCGCGCUUCUUAGAGGACCUGCAGGACUCGGUGUCGAUUGAACACGAAGGCAAUAUGAUUUACGUGCCUCUGGACGAGCAGCAAUUGCAACGAGAUGACCUGGAUGGGCCGUUGACUAGGCUCGAGGUUCUUGUGGUCGACGGCACUUGGGACGAGGCUUUCGAGAGCUUCGAGACAGCGUCAACAACGGAAUUAACGUCAAUUGAAAACGAAUACAAUUUACAUCAGCACCAGCAGCACGAGACUCAAAAUCUCGAGAACACUUUCCAGGAUUUGUAUUGGAGUCCGAGUCCGAAUUUACAUCAACAAGAUUAUCAACAGGAGGAACAGCAAUUGGUUAUGCCAAAAAUACAGAGCAAUGAAAGUGGAAGAAUGCGCAGCGGCUUAGGACUGUCGCAUACAGUACUUCCAGCAUCGUCCUCCUUCGAGGAUCAGGAGAACGGAAAUCUCUCGUGGCUUUUGGAUUUUAAACUCGAUUCUCUUAUCGAGGCGCCCGAGGAUAAGGCCGCUGUUCUUCUACCGCGAGAUGUUCAAGGAAAUAAAACUAAAUUCAAUGGAAACAAUAAUAGGACAGCGAGCUCGUAUUCGCACGACUCGACAAAAAGGUCGUGUAAUUUUGUGACCCCUGGACUAAGAUACGAAAGUACAUAUUCAUCAUCAUCAUCAUCAUUCAGCCUAAAUGAUAAUCGAAAUCGUUCAGCUGGAUCUAAGAAGCCGCCGUUCACAUACACAGAGUUGAUCGAGCACGCCCUGCAAGAGCGAGGUGAAUUAACAGUUUCGGCUAUAUAUCAGUGGAUUACAGAGCAUUUUCCUUACUACAAAAGCAACGAUGAUCGCUGGAAGAAUUCUGUUCGACAUAAUUUAUCUAUAAAUCCACAUUUUCGCAAAGGAUCGAAGGCACCACAUGGGGCUGGUCAUUUAUGGGCAAUAGCGAGUCAAGAUGAAUCCAAACCACGACAAUUUUUUGAUAUAACCACAAUCAGACAAGCUUUGAAAAACGAAGAAAACAUUUCGGCGAAAACUGAUUCGCGAUUAGUUACGAUGGACGAAGUUGCAGCAGCUACAGCCAGUAUAACUGAAAACGUCGAUGAAGAUGAUAAUGUCGUGGAUUCCAUAACGUUGGAGCAUUGUGCUGAACAAAUUCUGAGUGGUAUUAAGAGAGAAGUUGAAGUGCAAUAUCUUGUACCGAUGAUGGUGUCGAGUAACGGAGAAAUAAUUAAUAAUCAACAGUGCCACCAAAAUGAGCAGUCAGAUCAACAUUGUCCUGUGAAAGAAACAGAUUUUUUAAAUCCCGUAUCCAAAGAAGUUGUAGCCGAGGAAUGCGGCCUGAUCAGCGAAGGCUAUUUAGUAACAGAUUUGAAUCCCUCUUCUUUGAAUCUAAAUGUGGCCGAGUCGGAAAUUGUCACAGCUGAUAAUCUCUUUGGCGAGGAGUUAAGCUUCCAGUUUUAUGAGUUUUCAUCGCCCUCGCAGCUGCAGUCCGCCUGACACUCGAAUCGACCGUCCAAUACUAAAAGCAAACUCCAUGUAAUUUUUAUUGACGAAUCAAAGUUAGAAGAUCCACGAAAUCUGGAAGACAACAUUGUAAACAAAGGUCAAUUAUCGGAAUACUCAUUUCCAGAUCACCGACGCACCUUAGGUUUCGAGUCAGUGAUCGUCAAUUAUGAAGAUUAAUAAGCUCAGUCAUAAUAAUGGAAACAGACAAUUAUGAGGAAAAAACGCAUAAAAUGAUAACGCAUAUCUCUGCUUUUAUGCUCUUUUUCAGUUUUCACGUGACAAAAGGAAAUCAAUAAACAAAAUACAGUGCCUAAGUUGUGCAAACAAA